Molecule: messenger RNA, 1035 nt
Organism: Capronia epimyces CBS 606.96
Lineage: Eukaryota; Fungi; Ascomycota; Eurotiomycetes; Chaetothyriales; Herpotrichiellaceae
Exons: 1
Coding region: 1-1035 (344 amino acids)
Biological process (GO): nucleoside metabolic process
Molecular function (GO): catalytic activity
Source: RefSeq, a predicted model, not a curated record
AUGUCAAAUCCUCAGAACUAUAGCGUGGGCUGGAUCUGCGCCAUAGUUAAAGAUUACGUCGCUGCGCAGGCUUUCCUCGAUGAGAAGCACGCGAGUCCGGAACAUGUGGCCGUCCAUGAUAACAACGAUUACACACUCGGAAGAGUUGGCAGACAUAAUGUGGUCAUCGCCGUGGCGCCAGACGGGGAGCAUGGCACACAAUCCGCAGCGACGGUCGCGAGAGACAUGAUGCACAGCUUCCCGAAUGUUCGGAUCGGGCUGAUGGUGGGCACUGCUGGCGGUGUUCCGGGCCCAAAGCAUGAUAUUCGUCUGGGUGAUAUUGUGGUCAGUGCUCCUCAAGAUGGCAAUGGCGGCGUACUGCAGUACGAUUUCGGCAAAAUGAGACAGAAUCAAGACUUUCAAGCUACGGGAUUCUUGAAUCAGCCACCCACGAUUUUGCGAACAGCAGUAGUUGGACUGAGAGCCCAAUAUGAGAUCAAUGGCCAUUCGAUUCAGGAGGCCAUCAAUGACGCACUCGAAAAGAACACUAGACUGCGUAAAAACUAUAAGCGACCAGAUCCGAGUACUGACCGACUGUAUCGGGACGCCGUUGUUCACCCUCUGAGCGACGAAAGAGACUGUGUUGAAGCCUGUGGUCAGGACCCCUCAAAUCUGGUCUCCCGGACCCCCAGGACCAAGGAGGACGAUGACCCUACAAUCCACUACGGGCUGAUUGCUUCGGCAAACCGGAUAAUGAAGGACGCCACGAUUCGGGAGAAGGCGGCACGACAGGGAUUUCUUUGUUUUGAGACUCAAGCAGCAGGGUUGAUGAAUCACUUCCCCUGCCUGGUUAUUUGCGGCAUAUGCAACUACUCGGACUCACAUAAGAACGAGCAAUGGCAAGGCUACGCAGCGAUGGCCGCAGCCGCAUACGCGAAAGAUCUCCUGUAUCGAAUUGUGCCAAACAAGGUCGAGGCGGAGCAGCCGAUGGCUCAAUCUUUUUCUGGUCAGUCAGCCUCUCAUACUUCAGCUUGGUUGAAUCAAGAUGAUCCCUAA